This is a messenger RNA of Cylicostephanus goldi, 706 nucleotides long. Lineage: Eukaryota; Metazoa; Nematoda; Chromadorea; Rhabditida; Strongylidae. The record is from the annotation of a GenBank genome assembly.
AUGAGGAUGUGUCCAGUUUUUUCUGCUGUUAACGAGAUAACGAUCCCUCCACAGAAAUCAUUCGAAGCUUUCCGCAACAUUCUGUACACAGUUUGCCCGUACAAUUAUAAGGUUCUGUCCUUCAUUAUCAACCAUUUAGCAUCGGUUGCAAAGGAAGAUGAAAAUCUUGUCUUUGUUAGUGGAUGUAAUUCGAUACUCGAUUUCAUCAUGGAAACAAAACGACAGAAUCCCAUCAGCAAAACGGAGCUCGUAUGGUAUACAAAUCGCGAAAAGCAGAUGGUCAAUGACAGAAAAGACUCAACGAUAGAGAACUUUGGUGCAUACUGUAGAUGCUACUUUGAACAAGGAACUCGUCCUGAAUCAGCUAACAAUACUGCUUCGUCAUUUACUGAGGAAAACCAAGAACGAAAUUUGUACGAGCGCGACACACUUGUCAUGGCUAUGCCAGCUGAGGCUGAAAGUCGUUUACCGUUCCAUCCAUUCCUCUAUCUUGCUGCUGCUGAUGUUGAAAAGUUCCUAGUCCCAGUCAUAGAAAAAGAGCUGGAUAUCUACAAUGUUAUUAACUGGCAAGCUGUUUUGCGGACUGUAGCUUGGUUGAGAACAUCGCCAAACUUCUCUCGAUCACAUUUACUUUCGGUUGCUGUAGGAAGAAUCAGCGCGGAAGUAAUUGCGAAGGUGGGUAAUUUUCCUGCAGGGAUUGCUUGAG